Penicillium macrosclerotiorum is the source of this 690-nucleotide messenger RNA. Its product is annotated as NADH(P)-binding domain-containing protein. The record is from RefSeq and is a predicted model, not a curated record. Gene Ontology annotation, cellular component: cytoplasm. The transcript is spliced from 2 exons. Bases 1 to 690 code for a protein of 229 amino acids. Lineage: Eukaryota; Fungi; Ascomycota; Eurotiomycetes; Eurotiales; Aspergillaceae. Gene Ontology annotation, biological process: import into nucleus.
AUGACUACUGCAGCAGUAUUUGGCUCCACGGGAGCAGUGGGCUCCCAGAUCCUAGCUACACUCUUGGCGUCAGACGCGUUUUCAUCUGUCAAGACGGUCUCAAGGAGACUUCCCAAAACACAGUCUCCCAAGCUACAAGCGAUCGAGGAGGGUGAUACGGCAAAAUGGGGCAGCACGAUCUCAGCUCUAUCUCCGAAGCCCUCUGUGGUUUUCAACGCGGUCGGCACCACCAGAGCCGCAGCUGGGGGUAUUCAGAACCAGUGGAAGAUUGAUCAUGACCUGUGCAUUGAGAAUGCCAAAGCAGCCAAAGAAGCUGGAGUAAAGACCUACGUGUACAUCUCAAGUGCUGGAACCCGCGGAUUUCUCUCAGGUUAUGUACCAUACUCGAAGAUGAAGGUCGGAGUGGAGGAUGCGAUCAAGGAGCUUGGUUUCGAGCAGGCUAUUAUUCUCAGACCCGGAAUGAUCCUCGGGCGAGAGACGGCCAAGGCUCCAGUGUUCGAGUACAUUAUUGGAAAUCUGAACAAGCUAGGCCAAGGUGCCCAAGACUGGAUUGGUCAAGAUCAAACCAUCAUUGGCCGAGCAGCCGUUGCUGCGGUGCAAAGGGCCGAGGAGGGAAAAGCACCAUCCAAAUAUUGGGUGCUUGAACAGGCGGACAUUGUCCGACUUGGUCGAGAAGAGUGGAAACAGUAA